CAAAUCUCCCCGCGAGAGAGAGAGACAGACCCAGCUUCGAGUCCUCCAGACGUUCUCAUUGGCCAGCCCUCUCUACAAAUCCAACUCCAGCAACUUCCCCAGAACAGACUAACAAAUCAUAACCGCAUGUAUUUUACCAUCAUAAACGCUUUUGCACUAUCCCAUACAUUGGUGCAAGUGUUGAAGAUGAAAGUUGUGUCGGUAUUUUUAUUCGAAUAUAUCCAAAGCGACAGUUACUUUUGAUUGUUUACAUUACAGGAUUUCGAGAGAGCUAUUUUAUUCAAGGAAAGAACUGGACAAAGAACAUUCUACUCCGGCCCACCAUCGAGAGCAUUCAGCGGCAAAGUCGAGACCUCGAGAAAAAGAACCAAUAAACAACCAAGGACAUCUACGGGCCUUACCCAGUUUUCAACAUUUUCUCCAACUUUACCCCCCAGUCCAACAUUAGCAUGAUGUCGUAUCUCAAGCAACCACCUUACACAGUCAAUGGACUGAGCUUAACGACCUCCGGAAUGGACCUUCUGCAUCCAUCCGUGGGCUACCCAGCGACGCCCCGCAAGCAGAGACGAGAAAGGACGACUUUCACACGCGCCCAACUUGACGUUUUAGAGGCACUGUUCGGCAAAACUCGAUAUCCUGAUAUAUUCAUGCGCGAGGAGGUAGCACUGAAAAUCAAUCUGCCAGAGUCUCGUGUACAGGUUUGGUUUAAGAACCGAAGGGCAAAGUGUCGCCAGCAACAACAGCAGCAGCAGAACGGGGGGCAGAACAAAGUGCGACCAGCCAAAAAGAAGAGUUCUCCAGCCAGAGAAGCGAGCUCUGAGAGCGGGGCGAGUGGCCAGUUCACACCGCCCUCAAGUACUACUUCAGUCCCUUCCAUAUCUACCAGCACCGCACCGGUAUCUAUUUGGAGUCCAGCUUCCAUCUCUCCACUGGCUGACCCUCUUUCUACAUCCUCCUCCUGCAUGCAAAGAUCCUACCCAAUGACCUACACACAGGCCUCGGGAUACAGCCAAGGCUAUGCCGGAUCAACGUCAUACUUCGGCGGAAUGGACUGCGGUUCUUACCUUACACCCAUGCACCACCAGUUGUCUGGCCCCGGGACGACACUCAGUCCUAUGAGCACCAACGCCGUCACAAGCCAUCUGAACCAGUCCCCUGCAUCCCUCUCCACUCAGGGCUACGGAGCCUCGGGGCUAGGCUUCAACUCCACGGCAGACUGCUUGGAUUAUAAAGACCAAGCGGCAUCCUGGAAGCUGAACUUCAAUGCCGAUUGCUUGGAUUAUAAAGAUCAGACUUCAUCGUGGAAAUUCCAAGUCCUGUGAAAAGAACAAUAUGGCUAUGUAAACUAUUCAAACGAAGAUAAUGAUGAUAAAUCAAACAUAUAGCCCUGCCAUCCUUCAAUAAGAUAUAUCCGUAAAAGACUGAUUAUUCGUGUCGCCGGUAAGGAACUUCGAGAGAGAAAGAGAGAGGGGGGGCGACUCUCGGUAGCGGCUCGUGUUGUUGGCAUGAAGUUUGGCCCUGUCCAGCAGAGGAGAAGUUAUAAUUUAUUUUAGCACUGGCAAAGAUAUUUUAUUUUCAUUAACCUCACAGGUUGAAGCCAUCUCAUCUGUCUGUCAGUGUGUACCUCUAUGCUAACAGUACAGCACCUGUUGGUUAAUUGAAGGAAAACUUGGAGUCGACUCGUAGUAACUUAUGGUACAUCACAGCCACGAACAAAUCCUUACCCAAGAACAACAUUGCUAGAGGAGCCAAUCUUUUGGUUAAGUGCUUGGGAUGGACAGGCUUCAUUUAAGCCUCUUACAACUUGCCGACCUAUUGGCGGAGGAACACUUUGACCAGGAAUGUUGUGUGGACUGCGCUCCCCCAAGGCGACACGGAUUGACUACUUUAUUUAAGAAAAAGUGUUUAUAAGGAAUCAAAAUGUAGUUUCUAAGAGACAAUCAGUGUGUGUCUUAUAUAAAUGGUACAUAUGUGUUUGUUUUUUAAAUCUGUGCUAGCCUUCGAAACUGUGAUCUGUUGUAUUGUAUGCAAUUUGUGAGCUCCCUCGCAUCAGCGAUGACUCUCUGCUGUGAUUUUAAUAGAUUUGUAACUUUUUGAACAACAAGAAAAGAAUGGAUAAUGGUUAAAUAAUGAUUAUUGCAAGAGACAACCUGACUGUCCAAACACAGGGUAGAACAUCUGAGGGGAUACUGGAAAAGAAACUCGAUUGCUGAGACCUCUCUGGACAGCCUAGCGCGUCCCUAUCCAUUGAUCACUCACGUUGAUUGUGGAUCCCUAACAUGGCUCCAAAAAUGGUGUGACCCCACCGCUGAACAGACAUAAAUAAAGGUCCUGAGAUCAGACCCCCACAUUUAUCAAUGAACUAAAUAUGGAUUCACUAUUGACUGUGUGUGUGUGUGUGUGUGUGUGUGUGUUGAUACAUAUUUAUGUAUUUUACAACGUCAUCCGUGGACAAAAGAUAUGGAUUAAACGCUGUGGAAGUAGGUUUA
This is a messenger RNA of Salmo salar (Atlantic salmon), 2489 nucleotides long. RefSeq names its product homeobox protein OTX2. Gene Ontology annotation, molecular function: RNA polymerase II cis-regulatory region sequence-specific DNA binding; DNA-binding transcription factor activity, RNA polymerase II-specific. NCBI's taxonomy places the organism in Eukaryota, Metazoa, Chordata, Actinopteri, Salmoniformes, Salmonidae. Gene Ontology annotation, biological process: multicellular organism development; regulation of transcription by RNA polymerase II. The record is from RefSeq and is a predicted model, not a curated record. Gene Ontology annotation, cellular component: nucleus.